Molecule: messenger RNA, 1727 nt
Organism: Myxocyprinus asiaticus (Chinese sucker)
Lineage: Eukaryota; Metazoa; Chordata; Actinopteri; Cypriniformes; Catostomidae
Product: heparan sulfate glucosamine 3-O-sulfotransferase 3B1-like
Exons: 2
Coding region: 229-1344 (371 amino acids)
Molecular function (GO): [heparan sulfate]-glucosamine 3-sulfotransferase activity
Source: RefSeq, a predicted model, not a curated record
AGUGAUGCGCAAACACGCGCUCGUGCCAGUGUAACAGCUAUGACUUUCUACAUCUCCAGCACUGUCAGUGACACCAAAAUGAAAUGAAUUCAGCAUCUGCCGGGCACUCAUCCUCUUCUUUUUCCUCUACUGCGGAGAUGCCUGCAUGUUACAGGGAUUUAUGCGGAGGAGCAAAUAACUUUGCCAAUAUGCCCUGUUGGACAUUGGUACUAUACACCGGAGAGUCCUAUGGAAUAUAGUGCGCUUUGCCACACUUCUCCGCCGGUGAAAAAUAAACUUUUUGUGUUGUGCGUAAUGCUGUCACUGUGGGUGUACAUGCUCUACUGCUGCGUGGGUUACUGCUCCAUCACACCGACUUUUAUGCUGGAUGAACGGAGCAGGAGGAUGCCGACACCCAGAGCUCUCCACAACCAACCUGAAGAACCAGAGGUGUUCCUCAAAAGCCAAUCCAGGGACUUAUUAAACAACGAGAGUGAUGCUGAUAGCAGAGGAGAUGGCUGGGAGGAAAAUAAGGGCGAUGUGACUUAUGACGAGGACUCUGGAGUGACAGGUGCCCCGAACGGGUCCGAGACAAAAAGGUUGCCCCAAGCGAUAAUUAUAGGUGUGAAGAAGGGAGGAACGCGCGCACUGCUGGAGUUUCUGCGCCUCCAUCCGGAUAUCCGCGCGGUGGGAGCGGAGCCGCACUUUUUUGAUCGCAACUAUGAGAAAGGACUCGAGUGGUACAGGGAACUAAUGCCGAAGACUUUGGAGGGUCAGCUGACCAUGGAGAAGACACCGAGCUACUUUGUUACCAAGGAGGUUCCAGGCCGGAUCCAUGCCAUGUCCAAGGACACCAAGCUGAUAGUUGUGGUUAGAGACCCCGUAACCCGGGCGAUUUCGGACUACACGCAGACCCGCUCAAAGAAACCUGACAUCCCCUCCUUUGAGAGCUUGACUUUUAAGAACAUCACAGCAAAUAUAAUAGACACCUCAUGGAGCGCUGUCCAGAUCGGCAUGUAUGCCAGACAUCUGGAGCGAUGGCUGCAGUUCUUCCCCAUGAGCCAGUUGUUGUUUGUGAGCGGGGAGCGACUGAUCAGCGACCCCGCAGGGGAGAUGGCCCAUGUACAGCAUUUCCUGGGCCUGAGGAGGGUGGUCUCACACAAACACUUCCACUUUAACCCUGCCAAGGGCUUCCCCUGCCUCAGAAGGCCCGAAAGCAACAGCAAACCGCACUGCCUUGGCAAAACAAAAGGCCGAACACACCCAAACAUUGAUCCGGAUGUGAUUCAAAGACUGAGAGACUUCUACAAGCCAUUUAACAAAAAGUUCUUCCAUAUGACAGGCCAGGAUUUUGACUGGGACUGAGAUUUUUCCUAGAACAAAUUGUUUAUUGUUUUUUUGGAAGAUAAUUAAUUGUAAAAAGUAUAGAAGUCUAUUUUAUCAUAAUUUAUUUGAGAGUAAUAUACUCACUUAGCUGCCUAUUGCUGCCUAUUGUUGUUGUACAAACUGUAAGUUUCUACUUGAUACAUUCCAGUUGAAUCUGUAAGCAUGGUAUUUCUUGAUAAUUUGUAUUUUCAAAUGGUAAAAAAUAGUUUGACAAAGGAAAAAAGCAUAAUGUAACUAAUUACGGGUGUAUUGUGAGUCUCUUUGUCCUGCACAGAGAGAAUAUUCUGAUCAAUUCUUAAUUCAGUUGCGCAAUAGGGCCUAAUUUUUCUUUUAAUAAACAUUUUAUUUCAUCUGUUACACAA